UCAGAAUCUUUAAGCACCCAUUCCCCCUCCUUCUCCUGCCAAGCACAUUAAGGCCUUUAUUGCGCGCCGCCACGGCUCGGUGAAGAACAAUGAGGCUUCCAUCCCCCAGGGGAGCGAGGUUGAGUUGGGCUUUGAUAAGACUUUUGGCUUCUCGAAGCAGUUUUUCUCAAAGUACGAGCUUGGUGAAGAGGUUGGGAGAGGACAUUUUGGGUAUACUUGCACAGCCAAGUCUAAGAAGGGAGAGAUGAAGGGGGAGGAGGUGGCAAUCAAGGUCAUUCUCAAAGCAAAGGUUUGUCCCUCUCCGGAAUGAGAUCUGGUGUGGAUUCAGAUCUCAUAAUAUUGUGUCAAUAGCACCAAUAUAAUCAGAUCCGAUAUGCUGCUUUAUUACUGUUUUCUUUUACAUUGUCAUCCAUUUGUUGUAGAUUAUAGUUCCUUAUUUUCAUUAUGUAGCUGUUAAGGAAAAAUAUCUCAAUUGAUAGCUCUUACAUCACAAUCUUCCUCAUAACCUUGAGUUGCUGAGUAUUGCAAUUUAUUUUUUCUUCCUAUUUUUUGUUCCUACAUAGAAAGUUGCGGUAGACAGAUCCAACAAACUUAAGAUGGGGAUGCAUCUGAUGAGUCGAUGGACAUCACAGCUAUAGCAAGAAUGAGAAAGUUCAGAGCAAUGAACAAGCUUAAGAAAGUAGCCUUGAAGUUGAAGGCAUCUAUUCAACCUGGUGGAACAGUUACAUUUGAGCAUCGAAACAUCAAAGGGCAAAACAGGUCCAUUGUGGGCUCUGUGACAUCUAGCAAUCUCCUCAAUCCUCAGGAUGAUCUAUCUUUCAAGCUUGAGUAUGUGCAUCCUUACUUGGAUGGCGUGUAUAAUGGUGCUCGGCAAUUGCCUACUGGUGCUUUGAGCAUGGAUGGACCUCUGACAACCUUGAGUAGUACUGGUGUUGAUCGUAUGGCAUUUGCACAAGCAAACAUUACUUGUGACAACACAAAGUUUGUCAAUAGUGCAAUUGUUGGUGAAAGGAAUGUGUUUCAGCUAGAUCAAGGCCUGGGAAUUGGUACCAAUUUCCCAUUCUUCAACCAUCGUCAGCUCACACUAACCAGAUUCACUCUUGGAGGACCUAAUUCUGUGCGGGGAUACAAUAUGGGUGAGUUGAGUGCGUGUAGGAAUAUUCUUGAGAUAUUGUGUAUGUAUAUGUUUUCGAUUUCAUUGUGAGAUGUUGAGAAAUCAUUGUGUGAGAUGUGUAUAUUAAAUGUAAGCA
Messenger RNA from Asparagus officinalis (garden asparagus), 1250 nucleotides. RefSeq names its product protein TOC75-3, chloroplastic-like. NCBI's taxonomy places the organism in Eukaryota, Viridiplantae, Streptophyta, Magnoliopsida, Asparagales, Asparagaceae. Bases 620 to 1204 code for a protein of 194 amino acids. Gene Ontology annotation, cellular component: chloroplast outer membrane. The transcript has 4 exons. The record is from RefSeq and is a predicted model, not a curated record. Gene Ontology annotation, biological process: protein import into chloroplast stroma; chloroplast organization.